Messenger RNA from Rangifer tarandus platyrhynchus (Svalbard reindeer), 348 nucleotides. The record is from the annotation of a GenBank genome assembly. NCBI's taxonomy places the organism in Eukaryota, Metazoa, Chordata, Mammalia, Artiodactyla, Cervidae.
AUGGCACCCAGGAAGUGGGGCGCCAUCAUUUUCAGCAGGGGCUCCUUUGCUCACCCAGCCCUGCCUGCCCUGGUGGUGAGGGAUGGGCAGGAAGACCUCCCACCACCAUCAGCUGUGUCUGCUCAUGGCAUCACCCUCGGUCUCCCAGGCCCAGGGUCUGCUCGGUUUGAUUGGAUUACGACUCCAGCCUAUCCCCGGAGGUUGCCUCCCACUCCUGUUCCAUUACUCGGGAAACGCAGGCCCAACCCUUGGUGUCCAGUGUACAGAGUCACCUCUAUCUUGGCCCUACCCUUGGGUGGGUUGGAGGUUUAUUGCUUUGUUGACCUAAAUGUCUUUCUGGAGUGGUAA